AUGAGUGCUCGAACGAGUGAGCGGGGUAUCCGCAUAGCAAUCGAUCGGGGUGGAACAUUCACCGAUUGCAUUGGGAAUCCCGGGACUGGAAAGAUGGAAGAUGAUGUGAUAAUCAAACUUCUAUCUGAGGAUCCAGGGAAUUACGAAGAUGCGCCUCUGGAAGGAAUUAGGCGUCUGAUGUCAAAAUUUCUAAAGACGGAAAUCCCCCGCGGGGACCCUCUGGAUACCUCCAAGAUUGAAUCCAUACGGAUGGGUACAACCGUAGCCACCAAUGCCUUGCUGGAAAGAAAGGGCGAGAAAAUUGUCAUGGUGGUGACGAAAGGCUUUAAGGAUUGUCUGGCGAUUGGUAAUCAGUCCAGACCACAGAUCUUUGAUCUAGCCAUAAAAAAACCAGACGUCCUUUACGAGUCUGUAAUUGAGAUUGAUGAGAGAGUCACCCUCGAAGACUAUGCUGAAGAUCCAGAGCGACACAUUACCAAGGUUGAACCACGUAACCCAGUUAGUGGACAAGAAGACAGUCACUUAGUGACAGGUUUAUCGUCCGAGGCAAUCCGAAUCUUGAAACGGCCAGACAAAAAUGUUAUUUGGGAGCAAUUGCAAACUGUUUUCGACCAAGGCAUUAGAAGCGUCGCCGUGUGUUUAAUGCAUGGCUAUACGUUUUAUGACCACGAGGCAUUGGUAGGUGAAAUAGCGAAAGAAAUCGGUUUCAAUCAUGUCUCCCUUAGCCACGAACUCAUGCCUAUGAUCAAGUUGGUGCCUCGAGCCACAUCUUCAUGCGCAGAUGCCUAUCUUACUCCUGCAAUAAAAAAGUACAUCGCGGGUUUUCAAAAGGGGUUUGAAGGUGGUCUUGGAGCGGCGAGCGUUGAGAAUAAGAGUGGAGCAAAAGGGGCGAGAUGCGAAUUCAUGCAAAGCGAUGGUGGUCUCGUUGAUGUGGAUAGGUUUUCGGGACUAAAGGCUAUUCUCUCAGGCCCAGCAGGAGGUGUUGUUGGCUAUGCCCUUACCUCCUACGAUCCAGAGACAAAAACGCCGAUAAUCGGCUUCGAUAUGGGUGGCACUUCUACAGAUGUGUCGAGAUACGGCUCUGGGAGAUAUGAGCAUGUCUUUGAAACCACCACGGCCGGGGUGACCAUCCAGUCACCCCAAUUGGAUAUCAACACCGUUGCAGCGGGUGGUGGAUCUCGUUUGUUUUUCAGAAAUGGAUUGUUCGUUGUUGGCCCUGAAUCGGCCGGCGCUCAUCCCGGCCCUGCCUGCUAUCGAAAAGGGGGACCAGCAACAGUGACCGAUGCAAAUCUAUUCCUUGGUCGCUUGCUCCCAGACUUCUUUCCUAAGAUCUUUGGCAAGAAUGAGGAUGAAGGCCUCGAUGUACAAGCAAGUGAGAAAGUUUUAAACGAACUUACAGAACAGAUACACAAAGAGACUGGUAAAUCCAUGAGCGCCGACGAAGUAGCCUAUGGAUUUUUGACUGUUGCCAACGAGACGAUGACGAGGCCAAUACGCUCUCUGACGGAAGCUAAAGGCCAUGAUACUUCGAAACAUCGGCUGGCAACGUUUGGAGGCGCGGGUGGCCAACAUGCCGUGGCCAUCGCUGAACGCUUAGGCAUUCAGCAAAUCCUUGUUCACCGUUAUUCCUCUGUGCUCUCCGCGUAUGGCAUGGCGCUGGCCGAUGUUGUCGAUGAACGGCAGGAGCCAGACUCAAAAGUUUGGGUAGAUAAUGAAGAAGUGAGAGAAUAUCUAGAGAAUAAGAUUGGCGAAUUAAAGGAGAAGACAAGGAAUUCGCUUAGAGAGCAAGGAUUUGAAGACAGUUCUAUUGCCUACGAAGAAUAUCUCAAUAUGCGGUACCGGGGCACAGAAUCCGCUCUCAUGGUUGUGAGACCAGGCAAGGAAGAGCAGAAAGCAUCUGGGGGAGGUGAGUGGACAUUUGGAAAGGCGUUUAUUAAACAACAUGAACAAGAAUUUGGCUUCACGCUUCCCGAUCGAGACGUCAUUGUGGACGAUGUGCGAGUCCGUGGAAUCGGCAAGAGCUUCGCGGGACUUGGCAAGACGGUGGAUCAACAGCUGAAAGCUAUCACAGUAAAAGAUGUUAAGCCAGGGGAUAAAGAAUACAAGCGCUCGAGUGCUUAUUCUGAUGGCGGCCGCCAUGAUACCCCUAUCUAUAAAUUGGAGGACCUCGAGGUUGGGGAUCGGAUUAAAGGCCCAGCGAUCCUAGCAGACGGAACCCAGACUAUCGUCGUCACCCCGAGUGCAACUGCAUUGAUUAUUCACACCCAUGUUGUCAUAAAUAUUGGUGACAAGGAUCUCAACGAUGCAGGCUCAAAAUUAGACACGACCAAAGAGGUCGACCCCAUAAUGUUGAGUAUCUUUGCCCAUCGAUUCAUGGCAAUUGCGGAGCAGAUGGGGAGAGCACUCCAAAAGACAAGUGUCAGUACGAAUGUCAAGGAACGCCUCGACUAUUCGUGUGCACUCUUUGACUCAACCGGAGGGCUAGUCGCAAAUGCCCCUCAUCUCCCCGUUCACCUAGGAUCUAUGUCCACCUGUGUAAAACGGCAGGCGGAGAUAUGGCGUGGAAAUCUAGUUAAAGGAGAUGUCAUCGUGUCCAAUCAUCCAGAAUACGGCGGAACUCACCUCCCUGAUAUUACGGUCAUAACCCCAGCGUUCAAUGAAGGUGGAGACAAGAUUUUGUUCUACGUCGCUUCAAGGGCACAUCACGCUGAUAUUGGAGGAAUUCUACCUGGAAGCAUGCCUCCUCAUUCCCGGGAACUAUACCAAGAAGGGGCAGCAAUAAAGUCCGAAAAGCUGGUCAGCGCCGGAAGAUUCAACGAGGAGCGAAUUACCGAAUUACUAUUGCACGAGCCUGCUAAGUAUAAAGGCUCUAGUGGAACAAGAUGCCUAGCAGACAACAUAUCGGAUCUAAAAGCUCAAAUAUCGAGUAACAUGAAGGGCAUCAAUCUUAUUUCCACGCUGAUCCAGGAAUAUGGAGAGGACGUGGUCAAUUUCUACAUGGUAAAUAUUCAGCACAACGCAGAGCUGAGUGUGCGGAAUCUCUUAAAGAGCGUGAGCAAGAGAUUCGAAGGCCAAGACCUCUCCGCAGUGGACUACAUGGAUGACGGAAGUCCAAUCAAGCUAAAGAUAACUAUCGAUUCUGAAAAAGGAGAGGCUGUGUUUGAUUUUGAUGGAACGGGUCCAGAAGUCUAUGGAAACACGAAUGCACCCCAGGCUAUUACGUAUAGUGCCAUAAUUUACUGCCUCCGCUGCUUGAUCUCGGAAGAUAUCCCAUUAAACCAAGGCUGUCUCAAACCGAUCAAAGUACUUAUUCCACCAAAAUCAUUCCUCUCACCAUCCGACAAAGCUGCCGUCGUGGGUGGCAAUGUCCUCACUUCUCAGCGAGUCACGGAUGUAAUUCUGAAAGCCUUCCAAGCCUGUGCUGCAAGUCAAGGAGAUUGUAAUAAUCUCACGUUCGGGUUUGGUGGUAAUAUUGAGGGUGAGAAAGCGAUCAAGGGGUUUGGAUACUACGAGACCAUCGCAGGAGGCAGCGGCGCGGGCAAGGACUGGGAUGGUACGGAUGGCGUGCAUGUUCAUAUGACGAACACGCGAAUCACCGACUCUGAGGUAUUCGAACGGAGAUACCCCGUGAUCCUGCGAGAAUUCUCUUUACGAGCGGGAUCUGGCGGCGCGGGGAAGCAUCGCGGUGGCGACGGCGUGAUCCGGGAUAUUGAAUUUAGAAUCCCCGUUCAAGUAUCAAUCCUCAGCGAGCGGAGGGUGUAUCAUCCGUACGGACUUGCCGGUGGCGAAGAUGCACAGUGUGGCCUGAACAUCUGGGUUCGGAAUGUGGAAAAAAGCAAUUCAGAGAGGUCUGAUAGGAUGCUGAGAGGCGAGGAUGGUGGGAAGGCGGAUGAGCCAGUAUUCGAGGAACGACGUAUCAACUUGGGAGGCAAGAACACAGCUGCCAUGAAACCUGGAGAACGGAUUAUUAUCUGCACACCUGGUGGAGGGGGUUGGGGCAAGGUCGGCGAGGAAAGGGAGGUGAAGGCAAAAUCUCAAGACCCUAGGUAUGCAUGGACAGGAGGAAGUCAUGCUGCCAGGGAGGAUACUGCUCUUCAAGCAUAG
Messenger RNA from Venustampulla echinocandica, 4104 nucleotides. RefSeq names its product 5-oxoprolinase. Gene Ontology annotation, cellular component: cytosol. The transcript is spliced from 4 exons. Gene Ontology annotation, biological process: glutathione metabolic process. Bases 1 to 4104 code for a protein of 1367 amino acids. Gene Ontology annotation, molecular function: 5-oxoprolinase (ATP-hydrolyzing) activity. The record is from RefSeq and is a predicted model, not a curated record. Lineage: Eukaryota; Fungi; Ascomycota; Leotiomycetes; Helotiales; Pleuroascaceae.